Molecule: messenger RNA, 2591 nt
Organism: Actinia tenebrosa (Australian red waratah sea anemone)
Lineage: Eukaryota; Metazoa; Cnidaria; Anthozoa; Actiniaria; Actiniidae
Molecular function (GO): hydrolase activity, acting on carbon-nitrogen (but not peptide) bonds
Source: RefSeq, a predicted model, not a curated record
AUGCGUACAUUGCAUUUGAGCUAUACGUCGGUGAGGGAUACAAGACCGCUACUGAACAUACAGCUUGAAAGAUCAUAUUUGCUAAGGAAAAAGUCCAAUAUGUCGAAAGCUGAUCUYAUUUUCCAUGGAGGGAACAUCAUCACCAUGGAUGASACUCUCCCCUCGGCUGAAGCUGUAGCCAUUAAAGAAGGCAAAAUCGUCUUGGUGGGAACAAAGACUGAAGCUUUCAAGUUGGCAGGUCCAGGGACACAAUACGUGGAGCUUCAAGGAAAGCAAACACUUCUUCCCGGCUUCAUCGAACCCCAUCAGCACGCCAUCCAAAUGAUCUUGAAUCGCUGUAUGUACGUCAACUGUGGUGCAUACAAAUAUGAAACGUACGACGAGAUCAAGGAACUCAUCGAAACAACAGUGGCUGCAACUGACCCAGCAAGUGGCGAGUGGUGCAUGUUUCUUGGCUGGGAUCCAGAAAUGAUUCCAACCCUACCUAAGCUGGAUUUUGACGUGGUGGAUUCUUUUUCAACUAAAAUCCCUAUAGUUAUUAUUGGGCAGAGUGGUCAYGUCGCUUGGUCGAAUCGCAAAGCAUUUCAGGUCGCAGAGAUUCCCGAAGAAAUUGAAGAUCCAGAUGGAGGAGUCUUCGUGAGAGAUGAAAACGGCAAGUUAACGGGACAAAUGCUGGAAUCACCGGCGAUGCUCCAGGUUAUGGCUCGUGCUCCUCUGCCAACAAGCAAGGAGAUAUUAAAAGCUCUCGAAGAACAGUGGGACGAAUACGCUARAUGUGGGUUCACUACAGUCACUGACAUAGGUUACAUACCAACAGACACUGAUGUACUUAUCCAAGAGAAGUCAGCGAAGYCCGACUGCCCCAUACGUUUAGCUCUGUAUAAACUGGUUCAUGGUCCAGGAGAUGAAGUUAAAGCCAAAAGCCAGACAUGUUGUGAUGUCUCACUACCAAAACAAAAGAAAGACGGUGGACAAAAAAUCAAAGAAAACAACAAACUCUGGAUUGCUGGAAUCAAGAUCAUCGGAGACGGGUCCCCUCAUUGUGGCACAGCAGCAGUUCGCGAGGCGUUUCUUGAUACAGAAUUAACAAGACUCCUUGGGUUCCCUACACCUCCAUGCUUUGGAAUGCUGAACUAUGAUGAUGYUUCUUUGUUAGAGACCGUCAAGUACUGGCACGGGCAGGGAUAUCAAAUUUCUAUACAUACCCAUGGGGAGAGAGCRAUUGAGCAAGCUUUGAAGACAUAUGAACAGGCGUUGCAGAGCUUGAAGGCACCUGAUCGCCGUCACCGCAUGGAGCAUCUUGGCCUCUGUGAGGAAGGUCACAUGGUUAAGGCUGCAGAGAUGAACCUUGCCUUAUCGUUCUUUGUGCAACAUCUGUACUUUUAUGCAAAGGCAUACUCAGAAUCUGUUUUUGGACCAGAGCGUACACAUCGUUGGACCCCAUUGAGUUUGGCAACCAAGCACAAGCUAGCCUGGACCAUUCAUCAAGAUCAUCCCACAUAUCCCCUGCCUCCUGAUCCUUUUGCCAACAUGAUGACAGCAGUUACACGAACGAGAAAAGGGGAACCCAGCAUUGUCUAUGGAAAGGAGUACUGYGUGCCUAUACAAGAAGCACUGAGAGCAUACACCAUCAAUGCAGCCUGGCAGAUCCACAAGGAGAAGGAGCUUGGUAGUUUGACAGUGGGAAAGAAAGCAGAUCUUGUGAUUCUGAGUGACAACCCAUUGCAAGUGGAUACAUUCAAGCUGGUAGACAUCAAGGUGAUUGUCACCUAUCUGGAUGGAAAGUGCAAUAAUUUGAAACAGUGAAAACAAGAAAAGUAGUUAUUGCCACUGAGGCAACUCUUGCUUUUUACCUUACAUUUUACUUUUUAAUCUUAGGUUAGGGGGUCUUAUGUUGUUCUUAAGAAGAGCUCUUAUAAGUCAUCCUAAAUUAAUGGCCCAGAGGCAAAACCCUUAUUAUAGGGUUGUCUAUGGAGAAGGCUAAUAAGUAUUAGAUUAAAGUGCCAAUGACCCCUAACUCAAUGUUUUCAGCAUUGAUUCUACAUGAAGUUAAAAGUUAAAUGGUAAAUUAUUUUUAUAUGAUUUGAAUGUUGCAUCUUGGAGAUAUCAAGGUUUAUACUCCCAGUAUGCUAAUGAGUGGGAUGUCAUAGGAGGCAUUUGGGUUUAUUUGUCAUCAUUUUAAAAUCAAAACACUGACUACUAUGAGAAAACAAAUUUGCAAUAACCUUUCUAUAAAUCCCGAGUAAGAUAGUUAUGUUUUAUACACGAUUUUUACUACCCCAGUAAAUUUUCAUAUAUUUAAUAAUGCCUACUAUGACAUCACACUCAUUAGCAUACUGAAGUAUAACCCUUGAUAUCUCCAAGAUGCAUCACUCAAAUCAUAUAAAAAAUUUUUACUAUUUAACUUCAUGUAGAAUCAGUGCUGAAAACAUUGUGUUAGGGGUCAUAGGCACUUUAAACUGUUUGGCUAUUGCAAUGCAUGUAUUAUGACUGGUUUAUAGCUAUGGUGAAGUUCUUAUAGCUCAUAGUAGUGAAUAAUGCCAGUUUUUGAAGUGACGAAUGAAAAGGGAAUAAAGAUCAAUCAAUCCAAA